This is a messenger RNA of Sphaeroforma arctica JP610, 525 nucleotides long. RefSeq lists its product as hypothetical. The annotation marks the transcript as partial. Gene Ontology annotation, cellular component: cytosol. Gene Ontology annotation, molecular function: oxidoreductase activity; flavin adenine dinucleotide binding; FMN binding. The transcript has 3 exons. Lineage: Eukaryota; Ichthyosporea; Ichthyophonida. The record is from RefSeq and is a predicted model, not a curated record.
GGAUUUCUGGCAAUUCCUUCUGCGCAAGCAAUUGUCGGCUGAUGCAUUGGCGCACCUUAACUUCACUGUGUUUGGUUUGGGAGACUCGUCGUACACAAAGUACAACUACCCGGCCAAGCGAUUACACAAGCGUCUGUUACAGUUGGGAGCCCAACAGUUCUACAAACGUGGGUUAGGAGAUGACCAGCACUUGCUAGGACUGGACGGUGAAUUGACACCUUGGCAGGUGGGUCUGUGGCAAAAGCUGCUUUUCCUUCAUCCCUUACCUGAAGGCGAGAAGGUUGCUGACACGGCUUUGACACGCCCGCUGCCAAAGUACCGUGUCGCUGUCAUGUCCAAAGGAACUUCAGACUCCACCGGUAACCAGCCAACAAAUUCCAGCACACCCGCACAGACACCUCAAAGUGGUCCCUUCAGCAGUACAAAUCCCCUAUCGGCCCAAGUGAAGUGCAACGAACGCAUGACAACCGAAGAUCACUGGCAAGACGUUCGCCAUAUAGUGCUCGAUGUGGCGGACCCAGACGG